GAUGCUCAUUGGCUUUAGCUGCCAGCCCGACUACAAAAUUCUGAGUUCGGAACACGUAGAGUAAAAGCGCACGGAGAUGAAAAGCGAAUCUGCUUGACUUAACAACUUGAAAUAUUUUCAUAUUUUUUUUUUGUUUGUUUUGUGACUGUUAGCAUUGCAGCGUGGAACUGGCAUUUUUUUUUCUCAUUUAUUUCUUUCCCUGAGACACUGACUCGAAGCCGCAUCGCACGGGUACACGCAGACGGAGGGAACCGGUGGGGCCAGCGCUUAAAAGCCGAAACACAACAGAAUCGCUUUGUUUAUUCUAUUAGUGCUUCAUUGUAUAGUAGACCUGCUCUCCUUUUUGUUGGUGGUGGUGGUUAGUUGGCUGUAUUGCUUUAUUCGUUGACACAAUUGUUUACCCGUUCCCCCUCCCCCCAUCCCCCUUUCCCUCCUAACAUUGACGAACACAAUGGACGCAUCGGCACAGUCAGCCGGGCAGCAUGCGAGCUCGCUCAACCACAACGGCUACGCGGUGGAGCGGAACCGGCAAAAGAACGCCGGACGUCUUCUCUGCCGCAGCAACGAACUCCUUCACACACGUCGCGCCUUUGUGGUGUGGGUCGCCGCCACACGUGCGCGCAAGUUACAAGGCCACAUGAAUCGUUGCGCUAUAUUGAUGAAACACGGCACGUUGCGACAGGACUACAGCCGCUUCUUCCUACGCUGGCUCGCUUAUACCCAAGCUCGCACGUCGAGCAGCUACCGCGGCGCCAUUCAAAUAGGCAAGGACGUGCCGCUGCGCUCCAAGGCGGACUUCUUGGCCUUGGCGCGCCGCUACUUUACGAAGUGGCGCACCCACCUGCGCCAAACGAAGCAGCGCACAACCGCCAACGUAGACCUACUGAUCGCGCUGAACCGAGAACGGCUGCGCACUCGUACGCUGCUGCGGUGGUGGAAGCUCUCUCACACGAACACUGCUAAGCGGCACAGCCUUGAAGUUCACGAACACGAAGACACCAUUCGCAGACUGCAGGAGGAAUCUCAAAAGGUUGUUCAGGAAGCGGCGGCGCUGCGUGAUCAGCUGGCGGAGGCACUGCAGGUGCAGGCUCGCUUGCAGGGCGAAUUGGAUGCCCGGCAAGGCGAGUUUGACGGGUCACGGCAGCGACAGCAGGCCGAACUUGACGAGCUGCGAGAGUCGAUGCGCGCGGCGAUUGAGAAGAUGAAGGGCAGCAGCGACCCCAACGUGCAAUUGCUGCGUCAGUGGGGCACCGCGUCUCCCACGCGGAAGAGCGACCCGUUGACGAACGGCGUCGACGGGAGUGCCGCCCCGGACGUGCCCCCGCCUCCCUCGUUGGAGUCCACCGUCGCCGGCUUCUCGGUGAACGGUGCACCGCACUCAAAAGAAACGCAGCUGGCGCUCGCACGCAGCAUCGAGGGCGCCACGGCGGCCCUCGCAGAACUGGCUGACUCAUCUGCUGCUCCGACGUCUAUGGUGGCCGCCAUUGCGGCAGUUCGCCGGCGCCUGGAGGUGAACGCGGAGGAUUUCGCGCGUGUGAAGGAGCAGCGGGAUGACCUGGUCGCCGCGGCCAAGGCAACUCGCCUUGUCUUUGCCUCCACGUUGCCGUCGCUCGAUGCCACCGGCAACUCCCUCGCAGACUCCGACCUGGAUGUGUCGCGAGACGCGUCUUUCAGCCCGUCAAGGCUCGCUGACAACGAUCUCAGCAGCGUGUCCGCAACACGCUCCUCGCAUCGCGCAGACCGCAGCAACAGCCCACGGUCCGGCGCGGCAGCUGCGAUCAUUAGCAACUCGGUGCCUCCGGUGCGCCUGCCCAGCGUCACCUCCACCCCCUCGCCGAGUGCGCCGAGCUCUCCGCGUGAGAUGACGCGGUCGGAGUGUCUGGACCUGCGUCGGCUGCUGCUGGAGGAUGCAAAAAACAUCGCGGCUACGGUGGAGACGCUCGGCAGAAGUGAAAGCCAGGCAAAGAAUGAGGUGGCGGAGCUGCAGGACGCCGCCUUGCGCGCCAUCGACGCACUCGGCGGCACCGGCGUGAUGAACAGCAACUUCAUCGCGCCGCCGGAAGAGACAGUAGACGGGCGAGCGCAGCGCUCCAACGCGAUUGCGAUGACGCUGCGCAACCUCUGCGAGGAUAUGGUCGUCGUGCUCGUGCUGACGUCUCUCUGGUCCGGCCAGCAGGCGUCGGAGCGGGUUAGUGAGGCGCUGGAGCGGCUGUGGCACCGUAACCAAGACCUCGAGGACGCCUACGCCGGUGACCUGACGAAGCUGGAUGGUGUGAUGAAGGUGGUUCACGUGGCGGCGCGGUUGUUGCGGCAGCCCACACCAGCAUCUUCGACGGCAGCGCCACGCAACGCGACGCAUCGGCCAGCAUCACCGACCUCCGCACGGAAGCGGCGCACCGUUUCCUUUCCUCACGAAAAAGACGAUGAGGGCCCCCUGAAAGCCGACGAGCUCGAUGACGCGCGACGCUGCGCAGAGGAGCUCGCCGCGAAGGGAGACGGCAAACCGGCAGCGCUGCUGAAGUUGUGCGAGGACCUGCUGAACAAGAUGGCCACGCAGUCGACUCUGCUGACGAGUGAGCUGGAGGGCCUUCUGCGGAGCUCGCGUGACCUGCUCGCUGCCACCGUCGGCGUAGAGAAAGACGGGGCGGCGACCCCGCCGGGCGACCUCGCCGCGAAGGGUGAGGAGGCGCCGAACGGCUCCGUCGUACCUGCGGCGAGACCGCAUGUACCGGAGAUGGUAGCGGCCCUCCAAGACGCAGCUCAACGCGUAGCGCGUGUGCUCCACAACGUCGGCGACGGCGCGAGCAAGCCCCUCGUGCUGGCCACGCAAGAUCUACUGGAGCAGCUCGAGGAGGCCAAAACCGCGCAGGCAGCGAUAGCGGAGCAGCUACAGGCCGCGGUGGCACAGGUGUCGGCCACGGAGGACCAACGUAGUCAGGAGGCAGACAGACAUAACGACACCGAGCAGAACCUGCAGCAGCAACUCGAGGCGUUGAAGGAAGAGUUUCUCCACGCGCAGGAUGAAAAGAAGCAGCUGGAGGAUUCCCUUCAUGAAGAGAAGACAGCGCAUGAGGAAGUGCUGAAAGCUCUCGAGGAACAGCGUGAGACGGCGAAGGUGGCGCGGCAACUUCAUGACGAGGCGAUGGAGAAGACCAAAGAGGCCCAACAAGCGGCCGACGAGGAAAAACGAAAACUGAGCGCGAACGCCGAGGCACUCCAGAAAAACCUUCAGUCGGCAGCGGCACAGCAAGCUAGCAGCAAUGAGCGCCAACAAGAGCUCCAGAAACAACUCGAGGACUUGACGAAGCAGCUGGCCGAGAGCGGCGCCGCCAAGCAUGAGUUGGAGGACCAAUUAGCGGCUGCCAACGCAGCCAUCGAGGCGCACGCGGCGGUGCGGGCAGACUUGGAGCAGCAUCUACUUUUCAUGGACGGCGAGAACCGCGUGAAUAACGCCGUCGGCGUCUUCCUACGCGACGUCCUGCGCGACUGCCUUACUCGGCUGCACUUCCUCACCCGCAGCUUCAGCGAUGAAGAGCAGCUGUCACCGCGUGCUUCGCUGAAGCUGCAGCAAGCCAUUGACGCGCCGCCUCCACUGCUGACGCACGACAGCGACCCGUCGGAGUACGUGGAGUAUAUUUUGAGGCUGGACGGCAACGACCCGACCGGCAAGCGUCUGGUGCAGGAGCACCUGCGCGAGAACUGCGCCGUGCACGGCCUCCGAGAGCCGGUGGAGGCGGUGGCGGUCGUGAGGGAGACGGGGGCGGACGCCGCAGCCAGCAUGACGGCGGAGGCAGCACUCGCGGCGACAUCUCCGCCUGCCGGAACUGCCGCCGACCCCUCCACCUGGGAGGUGGUGGCGGAGCUGCACGACAGACUUGUGCUCCUGUAUGAGCGCAUGGCACACGUCGACCAGGUGGCCGCCACCCAGCUGGUGAUUAACGGCACGCUCCUACAGGAGAAGGAUCACUUUUGCGCCGACGCGUUGAUCGCGCUGAAGCGGCUGCAGUCGUGGUCACCGACGGCGGCCUCAGUAGCAGCAGCCGCAGCAGCCGCAGCGGCAACGCAUCCAACCGGAGGUCACUCUCGCUCCCCUUCCACCGUUUCCCCAAAGAACGCGGAGGAACAAAACACGCUGUCCGCCUCCACGAUUGAGCCGGCAGUUGCGGGCCCGGCUGUCCGCGCCUCGUCGUCGGAAGUCGCCCAGGCGCUCGAGGCGUUGCAGAAGGUGGCGGACUCGGUACGUCCACUGGUGCAACUGCGCUCCGCCACGUCUGUCGCGCGACAGACGAGUGCUUCCGCCGGGCCAAGCGACGCAGCGGUGGCGGCGGCGACUGCGCAAGUUCAGGCGUUGGUGGCGGAUGUGCAGGACAUGGCAAACUGUCUGCAGGAUUUGUCGGAGUCGGUGCAGCACGGCAUCCUUGCCCUUGAAGGGGUCGCGGUUGACGAUGGGGUGAAAGAAGGGGAUGGAUUACACGGAAAUAGGGCAGCGAGGGCCGCAUCAGGCGGUGAUGGCCCGCACCGAGUCGAUCACGCGCCGCUGCCGGCGGGUCAGAGCUCCGCCGGCGGCGACGGGGGCGAUGCCGGUGCACUUCCAGGACCGGGUGGCGUGAAGCUGGAUAGUCACAUGCUUGCCGCACGUUUAGAGACCGUGUGCAAAGACACCGGCACCUCCAUUCUCGAACUCAAACACCUUCUAUUCGGCGACGCCGACACGGAUGCCCCUGCGAAACCGCUCAAACUGGGCGACGCCAUUCCGCAAAUUCGCGCCAAAAUGGCCGAGUUGGCGGAGGUGAAGAAGGAGUCGGCGCGGCUCCUAAUUGGGUUGAACCGUGCCUUCGACGACGACGAGGAGUCCCUCUUCGCCGGUUCCGUGUCCUCGACGAUGUCUCGCACGUUAAAGCCGAAGAAAAAGCCGCUGCCCGCGUUCCAAGGCACCCCCGAGGCGGGCCUGCGCCUCCUGCAGCAGGAGAUUAAAGGAAAGAAGGGCCACCGCACCGUCGGGCCGUCGGAGCGUUCCAUGGGCUCGCAUAUUCGCGACCGCCUCGGUGACUUGCAGAACCUCCGUCUCGCGUGCCGCAGCACGCUGCAGGUGCUGGAGGGCCGUGCGGCGUCCGAGGAGGACGGGCAGUCGACCACGUACGGCGAGGCCCUCGUGACGCUGCUCACGACGCAGGUAGAGGACCUCAAGCAAGCACUGGUGGAGUCCGGUGAGGCGCUGAAGGGCUAUCGGAACGACCUGCGCAACGUGACGGUCGGCACGCGUCUUCGCCUCCUCGCUGACGUGGUAAACUCGCUGAAGCUGGAGCGGGACUCGCUGAAGGAAGAUAUUAACCGACGUGGCCGGCAAAGCAACAUGCUGCUGGAUGGUCUGAACAAGGAGGUGAAGACGCUGAAGGCUGAUCUAGCGUCGCACCGGGAGGCGAACUCGCAGUUGGCCGCGGUCAACGAUGGCAUAUCCGAGGAGCUGGACUCGCAGAAGCGCGAUGCAGCAGAGCUCGCCACCCAACUCGCGCAGCUGCAACAGGAGUCGAACGUCCUUUCUACCGCCCUCGCCCGAAGUCUGCAAGGGCUCCCCGCCACACCGUAUGGCGGGGAAGCACCCAGCGCUGUGGAGGAGAGUAUCCAGGCGGCCUUGAAAAGCGACCAGGGUGACGCGCUGACGAAGUCCGUCGAGGAAGCGCUGAGCGCGGCGGAGCAGAACCAGCAGCACCUCCGUGACACGUUCCACAGCAGCCUCGACAAGCUGCGGACGGACCUUGGGGAACUCCGUGCGUUCAUCUCGCAGAGUUGGGCUCUCUACGGGGCACCGAUGGCCGAGACCGCCGCGCAGCUUGUGACGGAGACGUCGGCGGUGCUCACGUUGGAGAAUGACAUGCUGCGGCCACGCGCCGUCGAGCGGGAAAAACUGAAGCGCGACGUGGCGAUGUUGGAAGCAGCUCUGGCGGAGUCGAAGGCGACCCGCGAUGCCGCCAUGGCGCAGGUGAGACAGUCUGACGAAGAGAACACGCAGUUGCGGCGUGCUCUGUGCGAUGCCGAGAUGGCGCAGGUGCUGAACAGUGCCAGCAACAUCAACGACGCGGCGCAGGCGUCCCGUGCGGUGGACCGUUGCACGGCGGAGUGGGAGCGUCGCAUGAUCGCGAGUGCGACCGACCUCGCGAUGGAUGCGAUUGACUCGAUGAGCGGGCAGUCCAUGUCCGCCGUCAUCGGUGCCGUAACAGAGGAGACGCUGCGCCUCUACAAAGGGGUGCGGGUGUGUCUGCGGGAGGUGGCUCUGGCGUGUGAGGCAGCCCGCGGGACGGACGGCCGCCGGCUGUGGGCAGAGAUGGAGGGGCGCCUGCAGGAUCUCGCUGCGCUCUCGGCCUCGGCGGACUACUUGUGGACGCGUCUGCCCGUGCUUUCCCUCGUUUCCUAUCAGUAG
Molecule: messenger RNA, 6418 nt
Organism: Leptomonas pyrrhocoris
Lineage: Eukaryota; Euglenozoa; Kinetoplastea; Trypanosomatida; Trypanosomatidae
Exons: 1
Coding region: 452-6418 (1988 amino acids)
Source: RefSeq, a predicted model, not a curated record